GCAGGCGCGCGGCUCAGUAGCCCUGCCGCAGGCCCACUGGCCAUGGACGGGACAGCCAGCCUGAGCGCCGUGGGCCGCCCCCAGCACGCCUCUGCCAUCCCCGUGCCCCGCGCUGCCUCGCAGAGCAGGACCCAGACCCCGGCGGCAUCACCCCAGCUGCAGCCGCGCCAGGCCAGCCUGGCCCUGAGCCCCCCGCGGGCAGUCUCCCCGAGACUGGGCAAGGCCGGCGGUCAUUCCAGGGGCUCGUCCCCUAAGGCCCCCUGGGGGAAAGGCUCCCCCAAGGCCACAGGGGCACCGAGGGAGCUGUCUGAGGGGGCGGGGGCUCCCGCCGGCUCCCCCUGGAGCAGCCCCCGUGCGGCCCCCAAAGAGGCCCUGGCCAGCCGGGCUGGGUCGAGAAGAGCUGGAGAGACACGGGGCCCCCCGGGGCAGAAGAGGGGGGCCCAGGAGGGGACCGUGACCCGCCAGGCACGCAGCAGGAGCCCCUCCCGUGCCAGCUCCUGUGGAGACACUCAGAUACUGGGGACUCCUGAAGCUCGAAAGCCCUCCAACCACCCAGGGAAAGAUCAGGGAGACGCUCCCGGCACAAGUCCCGGGGUGCCCAGGCCUCUGGAGCCUGAACCGCGGGCGGCGUCGGGGCCUCCCUCCCUGUCAGGCAGCCCCGUGCGGAGCCGACGCCCGGCCCCGGGCGCCGUCAGCUUCGGCCCGGCUCACCCGCACGGCCAGCCCGCCACAGCCACCGUGGCCCCUUUCCGGUACAGGGUCCAGGCCGACCCGGAGCCAGGCCCCCUCCGCCAGGGCAGCUGGGCCUCUGACGGCCACUCCAGCCCCCGCGGGGUCGCUGAGGAGGAACUCUCCCGCCGGGACGCCCGGAUCGUCCAUGCGCUCCUCGCGGGCAGAAUGCUGGGCGGCAGCGUCAAGAGCGCGCAGCCCGAGGUGGAGCUGAGCGGCGGCGGCGGCGAGGGCGCGGACGAGCCUCGGGGCGCGGGACGGAAGGCGGCGGCGGACCGCAGAGCCAUGCUGCCCCAGCGCGCCAAGGCGCCCGGCGGCGGCGGCGGCACGGCCAAGGCCGGCGCGGCGGAGCUCAAGGUCUUCAAGUCCGGCAGCGCGGACGGCCGAGUCCCCGGCGGGCCGCCCGCCUCCAACCUGCGCAAGCAGAAGUCGCUCACCAACCUCUCGUUCCUCACGGACUCGGAGAAGAAGACGCAGCUGUAUGAGCCCGAGUGGAGCGACGACAUGGCCAAGGCGCCCAAGGGCUCGGGCAAGGGCGGCCCCAAGGCCCGCGAGGCUCCGCUGAUGUCCAAGACGCUGUCCAAGUCCGAGCACUCGCUCUUCCAGGCCAAGGGCGGCCCGGCGGGCGGCGCCAAGACCCCUCUGGCCCCGCUCGCGCCCAGCCUGGGGAAGCCAAGCCGGAUCCCGCGCGGCCCCUACGCCGAGGUCAAGCCGCUCAGCAAAGCUCCCGAGGCGGCCGUGAGCGACGACGCCAAGUCGGACGACGAGCUGCUCUCCAGCAAGGCCAAGGCGCAGAAGGGCUCCGGGCCAGCGCCCACCGCCAAGGGCCAGGAGGAGCGCGCCUUCCUCAAGGUGGACCCCGAGCUCGUGGUGACCGUGCUGGGAGACCUGGAGCAGCUGCUCUUCAGCCAGGUGCUGGACCCUGAGUCCCAGAGAAAGAGGACCGUGCAGAAUGUCCUGGAUCUGCGCCAGAACCUGGAGGAGACCAUGUCCAGCCUGCGAGGGUCCCAGGUGACUCACAGCUCCCUGGAGAUGACUUGCUACGACAGUGACGACGCCAACCCCCGCAGCGUGUCCAGCCUGUCCAACCGCUCGUCGCCCCUUUCCUGGCGCUACGGCCAGUCCAGCCCACGGCUGCAGGCCGGGGACGCGCCGUCGGUGGGCGGCAGCUGCCGCUCGGAGGGGCCGCCCGCCUGGUACAUGCACGGGGAGCGCGCGCACUACGCGCACACCAUGCCCAUGCGCUCCCCAAGCAAGCUCGGCCACAUCUCGCGCCUGGAGCUGGUUGAGUCCCUGGACUCGGAAGACGUGGACCUCAAGUCCGGCUACAUGAGCGACAGCGACCUCAUGGGCAAGACCAUGACGGAGGACGAGGACAUCACCACUGGGUCUGCCCGCUGCAUAGACACUGUGAGAGGCGCACUGGCACCGGACCUCGGUCCUGCCCCUCGGGAGACUGCCUGCAAGGCGGAUGCUCCAGGAGAGCCCGAGACGUGCUGGGAUGAGAGCAGCUCCAUCAGCAGUGGGCUCAGUGAUGCCUCCGACAACCUCAGCUCCGAAGAGUUCAAUGCCAGCUCCUCACUGAACUCCCUGCCCACCACGCCCACGGCGUCUCGCAGGAACUCGACAAUAGUGCUGCGCACAGACUCGGAGAAGCGCUCGCUGGCGGAGAGCGGGCUGAGCUGGUUCAGCGAGUCGGAGGAGAAGGCCCCCCGCAAGCUGGAGUAUGAUAGCGGCAGCCUGAAGAUGGAGCCUGCGGGGUCCAAGUGGCGGCGGGAGCGUCCCGAGAGCUGCGAUGACACGUCCAAGGCCGGGGAGCUGAAGAAACCGGCCGGCCUGGGCCCGCCCGGGCCCCUGAAGAAGGGCAAGACCCCACCCGUGGCGGUCACCUCGCCCAUCACCCACACGGCCCAGAGUGCCCUCAAGGUCGCAGGCAAACCCGAGGGCAAGGCCGCCGACAAGGCCAAGCUGGCUGUGAAGAGCGCAGGCCUGCAGCGCUCCUCCUCGGAUGCCGGCCGUGACCGCCUGGGCGAUGCCAAGAAGCCUCCCUCCGGCAUUGCACGCCCGUCCACGUCAGGGUCCUUCGGCUACAAGAAGCCCCCUCCUGCCACGGGCACGGCUACCGUCGUGCAGACCGGGGCCUCGGCCACGCUCGGCAAGGCCCAGAAGUCCUCAGGCAUCCCUGUGAAGCCAGCGAAUGGGCGCAAAACGAGCCUGGACGUGUCCAACAGCGCAGAGCCCGGGUUCCUGGCCCCAGGCGCCCGCUCCAACAUCCAGUACCGCAGCCUGCCACGGCCGGCCAAGUCCAGCUCCAUGAGCGUGACUGGCGGGCGUGGCGGCCCCCGGCCCGUCAGCAGCAUCGACCCCAGCCUCCUCGGUGGCAAGCCAGCGGGCCUGGCGCCCUCCAGGCUGAAGGAGCCCUCCAAGGUGGCCGGUGGGCGGGCUGCCCCUGCCCCCGUCAACCAGACGGAUCGCGAGAAGGAAAAGGCCAAGGCCAAGGCCGAGGCGCUGGGCCCCGACAGCCUGUCCCUGAAGAGUGUCGGCUCUCCCGAGAGCACGCCCCGGAGCCAGGCAGGCCACACCCCGGCCCCCAAGCUGGCGGAGUUGCCCCCCACCCCACUCAGGGCUGCAGCCAAGAGCUUCAUCAAGCCACCGUCCCUCGCCAACCUCGACAAGGUCAACUCCAACAGCCUGGACCUGCCAGCGUCCGGCGACACCCACACGCCCAAGGCCGCGGACUUGCACACUCCCGGCCCGGCUGCCGGGGGCCCCCUUGCCUCCUGCUUCACCCCCAGCCCGGCCCCCAUCCUCAACAUCAACUCGGCCAGCUUCUCGCAGGGCCUGGAGCUCAUGAGCGGCUUCGGCGUCCCCAAGGAGCCCCGCAUGCACCCCAAGCUCUCGGGGCUGCACCGGAGCAUGGAGUCCCUGCACAUGCCCCUCAGCCUGCCCGGCACCGCCCCCGCCCCCGCCCCCGCCGCGGGGGACGCCGAGGAGCUGGCCUGGAGCGGGAGCCCCAGGGCCGGGCAGCUGGACAGUAGUCAGCGGGAUCGGAACACUCUCCCCAAGAAGGGGCUCAGGUACCAGCUGCCUUCCCAGGAAGAGGCCAAGGAGCGGCGACACUCCCAUGCCGUGGCGGGGCUGCUCGAAUCGGACGACCAGUCGGAGCUGCCGUCGCCCCCUGCCCUGUCCAUGUCCCUGAGCGCCAAGGGCCAACUCACCAAUAUCGUGAGCCCCACCGCGGCCACCACGCCGAGAAUCACCCGCUCCAACAGCAUCCCCGCCCACGAGACGGCCUUCGAGCUGUACAGCGGCUCCCAAAUGGGGAGCACCCUGUCCCUGGCCGAGAGACCCAAGGGGAUGAUCCGGUCAGGAUCCUUCCGAGACCCUGCGGACGACGUUCACGGCUCUGUGCUCUCCUUGGCCUCCAGCGCCUCGUCCACGUACUCCUCAGCUGAGGAGAGGAUGCAGUCUGAGCAAAUCCGAAAGCUUCGCAGGGAACUGGAGUCGUCCCAGGAGAAAGUGGCCACCUUGACCUCUCAGCUCUCGGCCAAUGCCAACCUGGUGGCGGCCUUUGAGCAGAGCCUGGUGAGCAUGACCUGCCGCCUGCGGCACCUGGCCGAGACCGCCGAGGAGAAGGACACUGAGCUGCUGGACUUACGGGAAACCAUAGACUUCCUGAAGAAGAAGAACUCUGAGGCGCAGGCUGUCAUUCAAGGGGCCCUCAGUGCCUCAGAGGCCACGCCCAAAGAGCUCCGGAUCAAGAGGCAGAACUCCUCCGACAGCAUCUCAAGCCUCAACAGCAUCACCAGCCACUCCAGCAUCAGCAGCGGCAAGGAGGCCGAUGCCAAGAAGAAGAAGAAGAAGAGCUGGGUCUACGAGCUCCGAAGCUCCUUCAACAAAGCCUUCAGUAUAAAGAAGGGGCCCAAGUCAGCCUCCUCCUAUUCUGACAUCGAGGAGAUCGCCACGCCCGACUCCUCCGCCCCCUCGUCCCCCAAACUGCAGCACGCGUCCACCGAGACCGCCUCACCCUCCAUCAAGUCUUCCACCUCGUCUUCUGCGGGUACCGACCCCCCCGAGGGCCCCGCUCCCCCGGCCCCCCACGCCCGGCUGUUCCAUGGCAGCGAGGAGGAGGAGCCGGAGAAGAAGGAGGUGUCCGAGCUGCGCUCGGAGCUGUGGGAGAAGGAGAUGAAGCUCACAGACAUCCGCCUGGAAGCCCUCAACUCGGCCCACCAGCUGGACCAGCUGCGGGAGACGAUGCACAACAUGCAGUUGGAGGUGGACCUGCUGAAAGCAGAGAACGACCGGCUGAAGGUGGCCCCAGGCCCCUCGGCGGGCUCCGCUCCUGGGCAGAUCCCGGGAUCGUCGGCUCUACCCUCCCCUCGUCGCUCCUUGGGCCUGGCGCUCACCCAUUCCUUCAGCCCAAGCCUCGCAGACACAGACCUGUCCCCUAUGGAUGGCAUCAGCACCUGUGGUCCAAAGGAGGAGGUGACUCUCCGGGUGGUGGUGAGGCUGCCCCCCCAGCACAUCAUCAAAGGGGACUUGAAGCAGCAGGAGUUCUUCCUGGGGUGCAGCAAGGUCAGCGGGCAGGUUGACUGGAAGCUGCUGGACGGCGCUGUUUUCCAGGUGUUCAAGGACUACAUAUCUAAGAUGGACCCGGCCUCCACGCUGGGACUGAGCACCGAGUCCAUCCACGGCUACAGUGUCAGCCACGUGAAGCGGCUCCUGGACGCGGAGCCCCCAGAGUUGCCCCCCUGCCGCCGAGGGGUUAACAACAUAGCAGUCUCCCUCAAAGGCCUCAGGGAGAAGUGUGUGGACAGCCUGGUGUUCGAGACGCUCAUCCCGAAGCCCAUGAUGCAGCACUACAUCGGCCUGCUGCUCAAGCACCGGCGGCUCGUCCUCUCGGGCCCCAGCGGCACCGGCAAGACCUACCUGACCAACCGGCUGGCCGAGUACCUGGUGGAGCGCUCCGGCCGCGAGGUCACCGAGGGCAUCGUCAGCACCUUCAACAUGCACCAGCAGUCCUGCAAGGACCUGCAGCUGUAUCUCUCCAACCUGGCCAAUCAGAUAGACCGGGAAACAGGAAUUGGGGAUGUCCCCCUGGUGAUCCUAUUGGAUGACCUGAGUGAGGCAGGCUCCAUCAGUGAGCUGGUCAAUGGGGCCCUGACCUGCAAGUAUCACAAAUGUCCCUAUAUCAUUGGUACCACUAAUCAACCAGUAAAAAUGACACCCAAUCACGGCUUGCACCUGAGCUUCAGGAUGCUGACCUUCUCCAACAAUGUGGAGCCCGCCAACGGCUUCCUGGUUCGCUACCUGAGGAGGAAGCUGGUGGAGUCGGACAGCGACAUCAACGCCAACAGGGAGGAGCUGCUGCGGGUGCUGGACUGGGUGCCCAAGCUGUGGUACCACCUGCACACCUUCCUGGAGAAGCACAGCACCUCUGACUUCCUCAUCGGUCCCUGCUUCUUUCUGUCUUGCCCCAUCGGCAUUGAGGAUUUCCGGACCUGGUUCAUCGACCUGUGGAACAAUUCCAUCAUCCCCUACCUACAGGAAGGGGCCAAGGACGGCAUCAAGGUUCAUGGGCAGAAAGCUGCCUGGGAGGACCCAGUGGAGUGGGUCCGGGACACUCUUCCCUGGCCCUCAGCCCAACAAGACCAGUCAAAGCUGUACCACCUGCCACCCCCCACCGUGGGCCCUCACAGCAUUGCCUCGCCCCCCGAGGACAGGACAGUCAAGGACAGCACCCCCAGCUCCCUGGACUCAGACCCACUGAUGGCCAUGCUGCUGAAGCUGCAGGAAGCUGCCAAUUACAUCGAGUCUCCAGACAGAGAGAGCAUCCUGGACCCCAGCCUCCAGGCCACACUCUGAGGGCCCAGCGGCCAGUCACGGGACAGCGGGGGGGCAGGACAGUGCCAUGCCAUCCCCUCUUCCCUGCUCCCUCCCAGCGCGGGCUCUCCAGCCCCAGGACAGGAGGGGCCGUGGAGGAAGGGGCAGGUUCCUGGUGCUGCACCUUGGCAAACUCCCUGUGGGACUGGCAGGUGGACUUGCGUCCCAAGACCCAUCUCCUAGUCUCCUCCGGUGACUUUGGGGAGAAGAUCCUGGCUCUUUUUCCUUGAUUUCUUGUCUCAAUUACAGACUCCGGGGCUUUCUGGGGAGGGGUUCAGAAGACAUCAAACAAGCCUGCGGUAGUUCCUAAUUCUCACGAACGGCUCAGAGACACAGCCUCGCCGGGGGAAGUCUUCUGGGAGGAGGCGGCUCCCAGACCCUCCCUUGGACCCUGCCCAGUUCCAUCCACUGCCAACAGCUCUCCCUGCCCCCAAGAUCAGGCUGCAGCCCAGGAAAAAAAAAAAAAAAAAAGGCAUGUGGUUUACAAAGUUUAAAUCAACCUGUAACAGGUAUUUUAAAAAAGGAAAGCAUGAAGCUGGAGGGAGGAAGUUCAGUGGCAAGGUGCACUACCGGCCCCCCCUGGACACGCUGGGGACACCAGCGAGAUGGCCACCCACCUGAGACGCGGCCAGACCACGAGGACGCCACUGCAGCCUUCAGAGAAGCGCCACCAGCUCUGCUCACAGCAUCUAAGUCAGCACACGAAUCAAUAAAUCCGACUUUUUGUUUUGUUUUUUUGUUUCCAUUUUUCCCUCCCAUUUGCCUAUUUAUUCCCCUCUUCUUUCUCAGCUUGUUUUCCUGUACCCUCACAAGUCCAUGAAAUGCUCAAGCUGCUUUUCCUGGGGCUGGUCUGGCUUUUCCAGGUCACCCUGUGGAGAGCCCAGUGCCAGGCAACCCGCACCCGCAAUGUGGAGAGCCCAGUGCUGGGCAGUGCGCACCCGCAAGAUGCCUGCCACGCAGUCGCACCUGGCACUCCAGGGCUCUCAUGGGACCUGAAGAGCCAGCUCAGCAGUGGGACAGGAGGGACCUCGAGUCCCACACGUCUUGCCUGGAGCAUGGCGGCCAGUCUCUGGAGGAGAUCGUGGGCCCAUCCUGACAGAAGACCUCAGCUGAGCUUCCCCGUGGACUGGAGGGAAACCAGAACCUGGAAAAUCUCCCUCUGUGGCCUGCGGAGCCCUCACUGCACUGUUCGGAUGGCAACUGCUCUGCCCGGCUGAAUCCAGAAUCCCUGGCUGGCCUUUACUGUUGGCUCUGAACAAGCGAAGAUUCACUUGGAGUGGACACCCGUGUGAGACGCUCCCAGUCAGAAUAGGAUGAGUCUGAUUCGGUGGCAAAGAUCUGCCUUCCAAAGGGGUCCACCUUUUGCAGAAGUUGCCCUGAAGGCUCGGCAGUCCCGAUUCCUUCAUUGGACAAGCAUUUAUUGGGCACUUACUGUGUACCAGUCACUGGGUAUAAAAAAAGAAGGUGUGAGUACUGACAUUCACUGUCUACUAGGAAACAUUAACCUCCACUGGACACACAUCUCCUUAUCUCGUGGACCUCAGGGUCGCCUGAGAAACGGCGUCCAAACCGCAGGAGCCAGCCGUCGAGAAGCCCGCGGUUAACUGCCAGUGCACUGGGUUGCCUGGCGAGGCUGUGGUUCUGGGCUCUGCAGACCAGGCAUCUGUGAUGCUCUUUGGAGCCCCGAGUAGCACACACACUUACCAGAACCUACAGGCACAGCAACCACUAACCUGGAUCUCUCUGUCCCACCAAACCAAGGAGCGGCUACAUCUGAACCUUCCUACUAGAAGAGGUUCACUUAGGUCCAAAAGGUGGUCAGAUUGCUUCUUUCAGAAGCUUCUGCAUUCACCUGGCGGCUCCCAGGGAUGACGGAUCUUAUCUGCUGGAGGGGAUGUCUGUUGCUGCUAGAGCUGUGAAGACCCCAACCCUGCCAGAAAAUAUGCAAUUCUCCCGCGGGAAGAGGCUGUCUGUCCAAGGAUGGUGCUGACAUCACUGCCUUAAGGUCUCUGCCACGCAGAAGGAGGCGGCCCCGGAGCGGGGCGUCCCAGCCUGGAAGGACGAGGAGACACCUCGCCAGGUGGGCCUUCCCCGGGCGCUGGCCUCUCAGCCCCACCUUGGCUGUCGACCCGCGGCUGGGCUCCGGCUCCAGCGCCGUCUCCCCCAGGGCUGAGCCCCAUCUCUGUUCUCGGUGCUGCCCGGCCGGUGCCUUCUGUCCUGGGUGUUACUGGCUACUUGAGAAAAAGGAAAGGGCUGACCCCCUUCCUCCAUUCCAGCUGCCUCAGACCCCCCCUGCAGCGAUGCCUGCCUCCCCGGUCAGCGUGGAGGCCACCGUGCAGUCUGCCUGGACCUCAGCAGGUUGGCCCUGGCAGCCUCGGGUUCUUGCGCCUCAUCUCAGCCCUGGCCCACCGAGCCAACGGUGGCGUUGGGCUUCACUCUUCAGCUGCUUGCCUCCAGAAAGAGGGCUCCCGUCCGGCGAGGGGGCACCACCCACCGCUGUCCCUCUGGAGUCUGGACUCUGUUUCCAGUUGUCCACCUGGGCCCCGGGCUGUGGGCGGCCGUCAUCCCCCAGGAAUGGCGGCGACGUGGCGACUGCGGCCGAGCCUCACGGUGCUAGGCCCCUCGGCGCUCACGCGGGCCCCUCUGAAGCCACCCCAGCCCCGCCGCCCUGGACUGAGCGGCCAGCACAGACCCACAGCAUCCCCUCCCUCCUGUGCCCCUGCUUCUUGGCUGAGAUGCUGGGACCCUCAGAAAGGGGCGGCCAGGUCCCGGGACUAAACUCGCACCCCAGCACCUUGAGAAAACCCAGCCCCUCCAGGACCGGACUGGGUGCCGCCCCCUGCCGCCCCAACUCCCCUCCUCACCGCCUCUGGCGAGCAGACCGCCUGCCCUGGCGCCCAGCCCCGCUUCCGGGCAGAGGUGCGACCACAGCCCCCACCUCGGGAUGGGGACCACCGCCUUUUGUCCAGUGUGUCUGUCCCCCGCUCCUGCGUAGGCACCAGAAAUAAAGCGCGAGGUGUCGAGCCGGCAGAGGACGUGCUGUCUGUGUGUCUCUGGGAGCGGCUGGCGGCUGCCGCCGCAUCUUCCAAGGCAGCUCCGCGGUGCUUGUCUGCGCGCGUCUCGUCCUGGCGUCUCUGUUGCGUGAUCUGCGUGUCGGGAAGCCGGAGGCUGGCUGAGGUCUUGGGGGUCCCCUUGCAGAGUCCAAAGUGGUCUGCAGGCUAAGCUUUGGUUUGAAUGACCAACUCGUCUGCCCAUCCUCCUUGAGGACCUAAGACAACAUAGGCAUUUUUUAAAUUUUUUUCUUUCUUCCGCUUUUCCUGGUUUGGGCCUAAUCUCAUCUCUUCACUUCGAACUCCUUGCAACAAGACCCCAGGUAUUCAGAGGGGCACCUCGUCAGUCUCAGAGGUCACUUUAUUU
Budorcas taxicolor (takin) is the source of this 10029-nucleotide messenger RNA. RefSeq names its product neuron navigator 1 (gene NAV1). Gene Ontology annotation, cellular component: microtubule cytoskeleton; axon initial segment. The transcript has 34 exons. The coding region runs from base 43 to 6594 and encodes 2183 amino acids. Gene Ontology annotation, molecular function: ATP hydrolysis activity. Gene Ontology annotation, biological process: microtubule bundle formation; neurogenesis; nervous system development. Lineage: Eukaryota; Metazoa; Chordata; Mammalia; Artiodactyla; Bovidae. The record is from RefSeq and is a predicted model, not a curated record.